CCCCACCCCCUCUGUCAGACGGCCCCGCCUAAUCUCCCCGCCCCCUGCGAUACGGAGGAACCAAUGGGCUAAGAAAAUCAGGCCAGGAGUCUGACGUCAUCACGACCAGCCAAUAACCGAGCACGUUGGUGGGAGGCCUCACGGAGGGCGCGCCCGGAGGAAGGAAGACUGGAGAAAGGAAGCUUGAAGUCAAGAUGGACCCUUCCAGUUGCUCCGCGGCCGCCGUGGGGAACGGGGACUUGGGGUCCCAGCGGGACCGGAGCUUGGUGCCUGAGCGGCUUCAGAGGCGAGAACAAGAGCGGCAACUGGAGGUGGGAAGGCGAAAGCAAAAGCGGCAGGACCAGGAGGUGGAGGAGGAAAAGAGCGACUAUUUCGCCGCCGCCUUCUCUCGGGAGCGAGCGGCGGUGGAAGAGGUUCUGGAGCGCGGGGAGUCCGUCGAGUGCCUGGAGGAGGCGGCCUCCCGGCUCCAGGGCCUUCAGAAACUUCUCAACGACUCGGUUUUGUUUCUGGCGGCCUACGACCUGAGGCAGGCACAGGAGGCGCUGGCGCGCCUGCAGGCGGCCUUGGCCGAGCGGCGCCAGGCACUGCAGCCCAAGAAGCGUUUCGCUUUCAAGACCCGGAGAAAGGAUGCUGCUUCGGCCACCAAGGUAGACGCGGCUCCUGGCGCUCCGGCGGCGGAAAGUAUCCCGGCCUCCCCGCCGUCCUCGAAGGAGGAGGGAGACUCGGACUCCACUUGGGUCUGCGGCUUUUCCAAUCUGGAAUCCCAAGUCUUGGAGAAGAAAGCUGAGGAAUUGCGCCAACGCGAUAUCCUUUUGACCGAACUGAGCAACUGCAAGAUCAAACUGUAUGGCAACCCCAACACCCUGCGGCUACACAAGGCCCGCGGCUGCACGGUCCUCUGUGGGCCAGUGUCCACCUCUGUCUUCCUGGAAGACUGCCGUGAUUGCGUGCUGGCCGUGGCCUGCCAACAGCUCCGCGUGCAUACUACAAGAAACACCCGCGUCUUCUUGCAGGUGACUAGCAGGGCCAUUGUAGAGGACUGCAGCGGGAUCCAGUUCGCCCCUUACACCUGGAGCUACUCGGGGAUUGACGAGGACUUCGAAGGUUCCGGUUUAGACAGGAGCAAAAAUAACUGGAACGAUGUUGACGACUUCAACUGGCUGGUCCGGAAUGUGGCCUCCCCAAACUGGAGUGUUCUUCCUGAAGAAGAGCGAAUGGUCCAGUGGGACUAAGCAGUUGCCACUCUGUUCUUCACUCUUACCAAAUGCUUCCCAUGUGGGAAUAAGUCCACCGAACAAGAUGUCCAUGUUUACUUGCUGUUAUUGCACUAUCUAGGCUUUCAGUGUUUAAGAUUUGACAUUGUGAUAGGCUCUUAGCCAUGACAGGUCUGUAAAGCAUGAUGGCAGUCAUGCUUUUGGAGAUAUCUCGCAGGGGUUACUUUGUUAGCUCUGUUAAAAACACAGGUCCCCAAAUAGAGUCACUUAUGCAGGUCACCAAACUGAGACUUAACACUUUUCAUUUUUCCCAGAAUUGGAGUCUUAGAGGAUUCAUCUCUCUGCCCAGCAUGAGGGAGGUCAUCUACUUUAGACCCUUACGGGCCCCUAAAGGAGAGUAACUUUGCCACAGUCACUCCACUCUUAGUUAAUGUAAUUUCCUUGUGCUUAUUCCCUCCUGCCUAUAAAAGUCCUUCGUUUUGUACAGCUCCGGGAGAGCUCCUACCUGAUAGAUGGAUGCUGCUCAAUUUGGUGAAUCAUUCAGUAAAGCCAGUGAGAUCUUUGAAAUUUACUCAGUUGAAUUUUAACAGUUGGAAGCAAUAAGGGGGAAACGUGUGUUUUUAAUGCCUAUAUUAUUUAAAACAUUGCAUGAGAAACUAGGCUUUCCAGAAAUACUGAAUAAAUUAAGUAGGGCACUAGAAGGAGAAGUUAAUUUGAAAGUGUGCAGAUGACUGGCAACUGGGGAAUUCUUUCGAUUGAAGGUUUGACUUCUACACGCAUUUCUCAGCAGGGUGCUGGGAAGACUCUUCUUUGGUCUUCAAAUACACACUAGCUUCAGCUGGAUUCCAGCUUUUCAUUUACUUGUUUGGAUACAAAAUUUAGACAUGGUCACAGGACCCAUACGACACUUAACUGUAGAGGCCAAAUAAUUAUAGCUACCGACUUUGUGCACCUAAAAUGUCAACCAUCAUCCUAAGCACCUUAUUCAUAUAAACUUAGUACAUCCUCAGCAUCUUAAGAGGUUAGCACCAUUUUUCAAGUGAAGACACAAUAAGUGCCCAAGGUCAAAUAGCUCAAGUGGUGAACUGGGAUAUGAAACAGGCAGUCGGACUCCAGAGCUGUGCCUUCUUUACCACUACAUGAUGGUGAUUUUGAAUAGUUGAACUUCCAGAAUCCCUAAAGAGGGUGGAUUGCAUUCCUUAAAUUCACCUACCAAAAAGAACAAAGCUGCGUCUGCAGGGUUUUUUGUACUCCUUUUACUAUAAUUCUCUGCUGUUACAAAUUUGGCUUUCUGCUAUAUAUUCCACCAUCCAUUAUUCUUAAAAGGGAAGUUGUAAGGUUUUCAAAAAGCUUUCUGUGGGUCUGGUGGCAUUAUAACUACAGACAUGCUUGUUAAUAAUGACCACAGCAUUAAGGUGUUUGAAGUACUUUAAUUAUUUAUCCCAGAAAAGGAAUUAAGGAUGCAUCUAAUGAUAGGAAUUGUGAAAUGUAACAAGAUAAGGAUAAAUGAGAAGGAAGAAUAAAAUUAGAAUCAAAUUGGAUACAGAAAUGAGGCCAAUGAGAAGAUGUAGCCAGCAAAGGGGAGGAGGGUACCCAAUGGACUAUGGUGGAAUUUAGUGGAGAGUUAUUGCUGCUUUGGUGGUGAGCAUGUGUGGUAACAUACAUUUGAAGAGAUGUGAACAUAUACCCUGAAACCUACAGUGUUAUAAGUCAACAUUACCACAAUAAAAAUAACUGAAAAAAAAAGUGACCUGUCAAACUUACUCCUUAGCCAAAGGUGAAUGCAAAAUUUUUUUUUCUCUCAACUAUUAGCUGACGUGAAAAAGGAUCCUAAUCUGUUUCACAAUUUGUAACAUCCAGAAAGAAGAAGGGAGAAGAUUAAUUGCUGAAAAGAAAGAAUCCCAGUUAUAAAAGGAGACAUGUAAUGAAAUUCUCAACUAUAUUGUCACAAAAGUAACUAUAACCAGUGUCCUCUAAACACUGAUAGUGUAAAUGCACACCAGCAAAGUCCAGGC
Messenger RNA from Condylura cristata (star-nosed mole), 3229 nucleotides. RefSeq names its product tubulin folding cofactor C (gene TBCC). The coding region runs from base 195 to 1232 and encodes 345 amino acids. Gene Ontology annotation, molecular function: tubulin binding. NCBI's taxonomy places the organism in Eukaryota, Metazoa, Chordata, Mammalia, Eulipotyphla, Talpidae. Gene Ontology annotation, biological process: post-chaperonin tubulin folding pathway; tubulin complex assembly. The transcript has a single exon. Gene Ontology annotation, cellular component: cytoplasm. The record is from RefSeq and is a predicted model, not a curated record.